Molecule: messenger RNA, 782 nt
Organism: Cladocopium goreaui
Lineage: Eukaryota; Dinophyceae; Suessiales; Symbiodiniaceae
Source: the annotation of a GenBank genome assembly
CUGUUGUACUGCGGUCUUUUCUAAUUUCAGGAUGUCUCAACGCUUUCACUGUGCCACUAUGAUUCAGUAUGAUAUUCUGCACGGAUGUGCAUGCUCUGUCCCAAUGGCUCCAGCAGUGGUCUCUGCAUCUUUGGCUCAGGCGGUAUCUUAGCACUGGAUUUGUGUUCCCAGCACUCCAGGGCAGAGAAGCCACCAUGUCGCUGAUGAGGGUCGUGACCAAAGGCCGCGUCCAGCUGGUGGCCUCAAGGCUUCCAGCCACCCGCAGCAGUGCCUUCAUGCCCUCAACGCCUGAAGAGUGGGAAGCCGCAGGCUAUGAGACCUCCAAGAAGAAUGGGGCACCAAAGAUCUACUCCAUGUGGAACAGGUGGUUCCCCUAUGAGCCUGUGCCCUUCUCUCCCAAGUUGGGCCCAUACAUUGAAUAUGUGGAAAAGGAUCACGUCUACUACUGGUGCUCCUGUGGCGAGUCAGUAUCACAACCAUGGUGCGACAAUGUGGGCUGCGAGGGGACGAAGUUCAAGCCGGUAGUUGUCAUUCCAGAGCACUCUCGCAAGCAAUGGUUCUGUGGAAGCAAGCACAGCCCUACAAGGCCUGAAUUCAACGGUACGUGCUGGUCAGUGUGGAUGGACGUGAAUACAAUCCCAGCAGCCGGUCUCCUCUUCGGAAUUUCAUUCGUCACCGGGAUCCUAUGCACCUGGAUUGCUCAUCCUUGAAACGAGAAUGCCAGAAAUAUGUCCACCUUGAAUAGAGCAAUAUGUUUUUGGAACAAGAAUUCCGGCAAAAAA